AUAAAUCCGUUUCCAACACAAAAUCUAUUUAUUAAUGUUGGCAAGCGGGAACUGCGCUGUUCCUAAGAAUGACACAGCUAGAAGAAGAAGAAAAAAAUGUGAGUGAAAUAAUUCAUGAUGUUCCGCAGCUCAUCAGGUCCCCCCGCCCCGCGGACUCCCACACGGACUCAUUCACAAAUCCCCCCUUCAUCCCGCUCUUCAUCCGCCUCCACUGGGACUGUGCGGGUUCACUGUCCGUGGUGCUGACCGCCCCGAACGGCUGUCCUUGGUGCUGAAACACCCGUCCGAUAACCACCAGGUGAGGCUUUGUCCGGGCUCUGCCUUUUAUCGGAUUUCAGAAUGAGAACGAGGACAAAGAAGAUUUCAGACACCAAAACACGAGGGCAGCACAUGUGACGAACCCCUCCGAUCUCGUUAAGGCCAAACUUUUACUGCGACGUUUCAGCUGGAUUCUGACCAAAGCUGACUUUACUCCGCGGUACGUGGCUUUAUUUAAAGCUAAAACGUCUGCUGAGUGUUGCGAAAGCAGCGUGUGUUUCUUGAACGCAGCACAGAUUCCUGCUACUUUCUUUUUCUUUUUUCUUUUUCCCCUGCCCUUCUGUCGUCUCGCGAUAGAGCAGCGGAGCGGCUUGACGGGCAGUCGAGGUUGCAGCAGGCAGAGGGAGACGGUGGAAGGUAACGCAGGGAGGCAGCAUCAUGGCGGACAGAGACAGUGGCAGUGACCACGGAGGGCCCAUCGCAGGCCCCGGCUCGCUGCCCCCGGGCGCGAUGGGCGCCAUGUCUCGGCUGCAGCACGACACCGAGGAGCUCGCCUCCAAGCGCGUCGACAUCCAGAACAAGCGCUUCUACCUUGACGUGAAGCAGAAUGUGAAAGGCCGCUUCCUAAAGAUAGCCGAGGUCGGCGCUGGGGGGAACAAGAGCCGCCUCACGCUCUCCAUGUCCGUGGCCGUGGAGUUCCGCGACUACCUCGGGGACUUUAUCGAACAUUACGCCCAGCUGGGCCCGACGAACCCGGACAUGGUGCAGGAUGAGCCGCGGCGGGCGCUGAAAAGCGAAUUCCUGGUGCGGGAGAAUCGGAAAUAUUACAUGGAUCUGAAAGAGAACCAGAGGGGGCGGUUCCUGAGGAUCCGGCAGACCGUUAAUCGGGGCCCCGGAUUGGGAAGUGCGCAAGGCCAGACCAUCGCUCUGCCGGCGCAGGGUCUCAUCGAGUUCCGCGACGCUCUGGCCAAACUCAUCGACGACUACGGCGUGGACGAGGAGCCGGCGGAGCUCCCGGAGGGCACCUCGCUCACGGUCGACAACAAGCGCUUCUUCUUCGACGUGGGCUCCAACAAGUACGGCGUGUUCAUGCGGGUGAGCGAGGUGAAGCCCACGUACCGGAACUCCAUCACGGUGCCCUGCAAAGUGUGGUCCAAAUUCGGCAACACCUUCUGUAAAUACGCGGAGGAGAUGCGGAAGAUCCAGGAGCGGAGUAGAGAGAAGCGGGCCUCCGAACUGCUACCUGAGGGCCCGCACGGCGCGGACGACGGCGACGACGACUGACUGGGGAUCUUAAAGAGGAGCCGAGGUGAACCAAGCAAAGUCGAAAUCUGAACUGUGUGAGAGAAAGAUAGAGGGGGGUGGGGGGAGAACACACACCAGACUUUUAACUGUAAAAUAGAUCGAGAUUUUCCAAGGGAAUCACCCCACACACACAACCUCCACAGACAUGGCAGCACCUCUGCUGCCUCCUCGCUCAUUUUACUGGAUGUCACCCCACUUACCACCCAUGUAACAGUAAGCCGCUGCUAUCAAGGACCGAACUGUAAGAUAUGAAACUGUUUCCUACUUGACUUAAACGACAAUGAACAGAG
Messenger RNA from Xiphophorus couchianus (Monterrey platyfish), 1853 nucleotides. It is a transcript of the gene purab, whose product is annotated as purine-rich element binding protein Ab. Gene Ontology annotation, cellular component: nucleus. Bases 697 to 1542 code for a protein of 281 amino acids. Gene Ontology annotation, molecular function: DNA-binding transcription factor activity, RNA polymerase II-specific; RNA polymerase II transcription regulatory region sequence-specific DNA binding; purine-rich negative regulatory element binding. Lineage: Eukaryota; Metazoa; Chordata; Actinopteri; Cyprinodontiformes; Poeciliidae. Gene Ontology annotation, biological process: regulation of transcription by RNA polymerase II. The transcript has a single exon. The record is from RefSeq and is a predicted model, not a curated record.